GUGGAAGAACGGAUCUGAAGCUGUGACCUUCUGCGGCAUUGACCACUCAGAGUAUACUCAGGAAGUCGUUGUAAAGAGUCGUGAAGAGUCCAAAAUGCGCUGCGCAAGACGUGCCGGGUAAUAUGAAGGCUUCGACACAGGAUCCGUGCUCAGAGGUGGCCCCCGGACGACGCGCAGAUCAAUUGCCACAAGAGAUGGAUGAGCGGGAAGUACAGCAGCAGCGGCGCAGAGUUUGUGAUCGUCUAGCAAGUCAAGGGCACGCUGAGCGGGAUGAAGGAUGAUUAGCGCGCUCGUGGGUUGGCACGCAAUCCGCUUCAUCCAUGUCCACUGACGUAGAGCGGCCCGUUAUAACGGUCCGAGGUGGCACUUCCAAAAUUCUUAACUUGUUGCUGACAAUCACAUAAAUUCCGUCAUGGACGGUGAUGGUGGAGGUGGAGGUGGGCCGCUCAACGUGGGUGGCGUAGAUCGGCGGGGUGAAGAGCGCUCAUGCGCCUCUUAUGCUGCACAAGUCUUCUUACACCCCUCUCGCUAUCUGGAUCGCAUUGUGUGUACAUCACAUGGUCCUGUUAGUGUUCCGCCGCCUGUGGAAUCGGAACAUUCUGCACGAUGAUGAGCAUUUGCCGCGGAAGCUUGUCACUUUGGCUGGCCCCACUCUCAACCAGCUUUUGUCUGGAGUCAAAACACUGGCCUUAGGCAGCCGUGCUGCAUCCACCUCAUGCGUGCUUGUACGACAACCACUUCACAAGAACGCUCCCUUCUUAAUGGUCAUGUCUGAAAUUGCUGCGGCUUCCCUUCCAAAACUCAUACGUGGUAUCGCUCCUUUCUUGGGCAUCUGCGACGCAUUUCACAGGUACAACAUGUGUGGGAGGAACCAUAUGAGCCUGCCCUCCAGGACCCAUAUCAGCGAGAAAGUGCCAUCAUCAGCCGUCAAUGUGCAUGUUCAGAGCCGAUACUGCUAUCUCACCACUUUCCUUCAUCCUGUCCGGUCUACCCGUAGCCCAAUGGAGCGGAACGAGAUUGCUCCCAGCCAUGCGCUGGACGCUGAUGCUUUAUUGCCGUGAGCACUCAGAGCAGACAUAUUCCAC
Messenger RNA from Baudoinia panamericana UAMH 10762, 1085 nucleotides. RefSeq lists its product as uncharacterized. NCBI's taxonomy places the organism in Eukaryota, Fungi, Ascomycota, Dothideomycetes, Mycosphaerellales, Teratosphaeriaceae. Bases 498 to 1061 code for a protein of 187 amino acids. The record is from RefSeq and is a predicted model, not a curated record. The transcript has a single exon.